Molecule: messenger RNA, 936 nt
Organism: Phaeodactylum tricornutum CCAP 1055/1
Lineage: Eukaryota; Bacillariophyta; Bacillariophyceae; Surirellales; Neidiaceae
Exons: 3
Coding region: 1-936 (311 amino acids)
Biological process (GO): photosystem II assembly; photosynthesis
Source: RefSeq, a predicted model, not a curated record
AUGGCGACUCCGGUCUCGGCCUUUGUGGGGAACACGGCCUUUGCGCGAACAACGAACCUACAUAUGGCUGGCAUUGCCGACGAAGUUGAUGAGUCGAUUGGUAUCGAUGCCAUUCGACGUGCUAUCAAUUACCAACCAGGCGCAGCCUCCACCGAAUUUGGUCGUAAAUACAAGCACUUGGUGGGUGCCAAAAUCAAGACAGUCGGCGAAGCCUUUGCUGAUUUCAGCAGCGAACUCGGGGUCACUGUCAAUCCCUUGUACAAGAACAUGGUUACGGAUAUUGUCGGUACCACGCACCUGGUUAUUGUCAAUGCUCGUUUCCAACGCGAUGCGAUCUGGUCUCUGGGAAUUUUGACCGCUCUGGACUUGUUGCUCAAGAAUUACCCCGAACCCGAAGUCGGCGCCAAGAUUGUGUCGGCCUUGUUCAAAUCCGUCGGCUUGGACGAGGACGAAAUCCGCAACGAAGCAAGAACGAUUUCCGAUUGGGCCGUGGGCAAGAGCAAGGCGGACAUUGAAACCGCCUUGACUGGAGAAGGAGAUUCUCCCGUCGCGGCGAUUGCCAACAGCAUCAAACCAAACGACUACUGGAUGUACAGCCGGUACUUUGGCAUUGGCCUCAUCAAGAUCAUGGAAUCGACCGGCGUGGAAAUGGACAAGGAUGAAGUCUACCCCGUUAUGGAGAGCUGGAUGCAAGAGAAAUUGGGGCGAUCGUCUCUGACGGCAUGCGCUGACAGCGAUUUGUACUUUAAGAUCAAAGAUAAGCUUGACAUGAUGGAGACCAUGAUGAAGGAGAUCGAGAUUCGUGAAAAGAAGCGCAUGGCUGAGCGACUUGAAGACAAGGCCGAGGCCGCACUGCGUGCUGCCGAUCGGGAAGUCAAGAUGCAAGCCGAAAUCGAAGCCGAAGCAGCCGCUUCGCGCGAAAAGACCGAGGUAUAA